GCUGGGAUCAAGGUUUCAAUGCAGUCUUCCAACCCCAGUCCAACUCUCUCUCUCGCCCUUUUCUCGCCCAUCUUCCAUCUUCGCCCAGUUCCAGUCCUCGCAGGCCGGGAGAAAAAGAAGAGAAGCAAACCAAAAAUUAAGCCACCGAGCGUCUCUUGCGGCUGCCUAAACGCCACAAUAUACUUCCCAUCACUCAAGACCAAGCAAAAUAAUCGAUGCACUUUUUGCUUUCUUUGCACUCACCAUGCGAGAACCUCUACUUCUUUUCUUCUCAUCCUUCCAUUAUAUAUUAUUAUGUGGAUUUGGUUUUGGUUGGGCAUGCGACGAUGGAUCCGAUGCUGCCACCCACCAUCGCCCUCAUAGCUUGGGAUCGCCCCCAACUUCGCUUGCCAAGCGUCAGCACCGUUAUCCCCGAGCCAGGCCAGGCCAGGCCAGCCUACCACUUACUCACUAUCGAUGCCAUCACGAUAUCAGCAAAAAGGGUUACAGUACGGUACGGUACGGUACGGUACGGUACAGUACUCAUUACACCACGAAUCCACUAUCCACUACUACCACCCACAAUGAUUCUCCGAGCCUCGUUCACCCCUCCUCCAUCACCAUGGAAUCAUUUUCAUCCACCAGAUCUCCAUUCUUAUCCUGCCCCGCAUCGUAUCUCAAACCGCGACGCGACGACAUGAGAAAUGAUUGGAGGUCUUUGGGCCGCUCUCAAGCGCUUGGGGUCAAGGCUCUUGAUGUCAUUCACGUGUAAAUCUUUUCAGGCCGAGAACCCAUGAGGCUGACGACCUCGAAGCCGAGGAUAUGUCGCGCAUACGAGUAGGUUACCCUUGUCAAGGUAAAGUUGUGUACUCGGACGAUGCACCAAUUAAUUCUCUUGUGCGCUUGUUUCGUCCCAGCAGUUCAUCAUGACU
Molecule: messenger RNA, 911 nt
Organism: Mollisia scopiformis
Lineage: Eukaryota; Fungi; Ascomycota; Leotiomycetes; Helotiales; Mollisiaceae
Exons: 1
Coding region: 245-751 (168 amino acids)
Source: RefSeq, a predicted model, not a curated record